Akanthomyces muscarius is the source of this 471-nucleotide messenger RNA. RefSeq lists its product as uncharacterized. Bases 1 to 471 code for a protein of 156 amino acids. The record is from RefSeq and is a predicted model, not a curated record. NCBI's taxonomy places the organism in Eukaryota, Fungi, Ascomycota, Sordariomycetes, Hypocreales, Cordycipitaceae. The transcript has a single exon.
AUGUCAGGAAUGCCAAGAGUCGACACAGCAAUCGGUGCAAUCGGUGCCGUGGAGAUGGCAGAUCAAAUCAUGCGUGGCAUUCGCGACGACCGCGAGCACCAACAACACGGCGCACAAAACCACUACGUGAAAGCUGCAAUAGCUGGUGCGAUUGCCAUUGGCGCAUAUGAGAUGCUUAGGAGAGACGAGAGCCAUGCUACUGCCAAAGACAAUCAUCUCUCACACCAUGAUGGAGCAGGUGCAGACGGGGCAGCCUCUGUUCACGGGUCCGAUGGACACCACAAGGGAAAUGACCACAAGAAACAUCACCACAAGGGAGGUUACACCGAUUUUGUAGCAGAGGCCCUUGGGGCAUACAGUGUUGGACGGCAAGCAAUGGGUCACUCUGAUCACAAUAUACUCAAACUUGUUGCUGAAGGAUUGGGAGCCAUUGCGCUAAGCAAGGAGGCAAAGAAGGAGCUAGCAGAAUAG